Messenger RNA from Alosa sapidissima (American shad), 2609 nucleotides. It is a transcript of the gene gmeb2, whose product is annotated as glucocorticoid modulatory element binding protein 2. The coding region runs from base 301 to 1983 and encodes 560 amino acids. NCBI's taxonomy places the organism in Eukaryota, Metazoa, Chordata, Actinopteri, Clupeiformes, Clupeidae. Gene Ontology annotation, biological process: positive regulation of transcription by RNA polymerase II. Gene Ontology annotation, cellular component: nucleus. Gene Ontology annotation, molecular function: DNA-binding transcription activator activity, RNA polymerase II-specific; RNA polymerase II cis-regulatory region sequence-specific DNA binding. The transcript is spliced from 10 exons. The record is from RefSeq and is a predicted model, not a curated record.
ACGUGCGUCCGUACAUCUGCGUGAGCUCGCCAUAAUCUACCGGGAGCGUACACUACCGAGGACGCGCUCGUGUUGUCGUUCAACUUCAGGGCUCCACUACCUGCUAAUUUAUGACCCAAAUGUGUGCUUUAAAAACAGUCAACCAACCGACCGAAAGUGAAAAGAGUGGAAGUUGCAGAGACUAUGCUAGCUAGCCAACUAGCUAACUACCUUCCAAAGAAAUGUUUCUGAUCGGGUGGUGGACCUACUGGUGCCGCUGCAUUGCACAUGUGGGCGGACCAGCAACAGGCCGCCUGACCAAUGGCAUCGUCCGAGGUCAACAUGCAUGUAGAGGAGGUGGUUGUCGUGACAACACCAGACAGUGUAGGACAAGGCGAUGCUGUGGAGGAGGACAAGGAGAGUGUGUUGGUCACCACGGAGCUGGAACAACCUGGAGGAAGUGAACGAUAUCCUAUUUUGGUCUUUCCUGUCAGUGAGGAGUUGACUGAGGAGCCCUCAGCGCCAGAGGCUGACACCAUCUCCAUCCCCAAGGACACUGUCAUAGUGAAACUCUCUGAGGAGGUGUCUGUGGAGGCGGAGGUGCUCUACCCCAUCACCUGUGGGGACAGCAAGGCCACACUCAUAUGGAAGAAGUUUGUGUGUCCUGGCAUCAACAUCAAGUGUGUUCAGUACAAUGAGCACCUCAUAAGCCCUAAGGAGUUUGUGUAUCUGGCUGGUAAAUCCACACUGAAGGACUGGAAGAGAGCCAUACGACUCAAUGGAGCCAUGCUCAGGAAGAUCAUGGACUCGGGCGAGCUGGACUUCUAUCAGCACUGUAAGCUGUGUUCCAACACGUGCCGCAGCACCAAGAUCGACCUGGUGGGCAGCAGAGCCUCGCUGAGUAGCCAGACGUCAACGGAGCUCACGCCACACACACCCAACACAGACGUGAAUGGAUCUCCAAAUCCACUCAGUUCAGAAGUAUGUGAGGACAGCACAGAGUGGGUCACAGCUAUUGGAGAGGACACCAUGAACUUCUGGCGUAACCUGAAGGAGGCAGGUCUUCUGGAGGAAGUGACAUCAGAGCUCCAGAAGGAGAUGCAGGAGGCGUUGAAGGGGCUGCAGGACAGGCUGCAACAGCCCCCUCUGCUGGUCGCUGACGCAGCACUGCUGAAUAACGUGGUGCAGAGCUUCGGCAUGCUUGACCUGGUGAAGAAGGUGCUGGCCAGCCAUAAGAGCCAGAUGGAUCGCUGCCGAGAACAAUACACACGCAGCCUUGUGUCGCUGGAGCAGCAGUGUGAUGAGCACCGUAAGCAAGCGCGGGAGCUGAAGAGCCGCUCUCAGACCCUCAGCAGCGUCCUGAUGACCCUCGCCCCCGUGGCCACGCCUCCGCUGCCCAAACGCCCGCGCCUGACCCGCGCCGUCUCCGGCCCCGCCUCCAUCAGCGCCCACCAAUCGGCUUCCGUCUCCGCCACCCUCCUGCAAUCGGCCGCCUCCUCCCCCGUGGCCCUGCCCCUGACGCAGCUGGCGGGCGUCCCGCUGGGCCGAGUGCUGCCCGGCUACACGCUGGUCACCUCCGCGGGGGGGGAGGUGCUGUCGGACGCGUCCGGCGGCCUCACGCUGCAGCAGCAGCCAGGGGGCGCUCUGACGCUGGUCAGCGCGGAGCCCGGCGGCCAGUCUCACGUGGGCGCCACCAUCCUGAAGCUGCUGAGUCCCGUCCAGUUCCUGACGCUGCCGCCCCAGCUGACCGGCGCCGCCGUCCCGGUCUCGACGCCCACCCUGGUCCAGAGCGCCAUGCUGCCCACGCCGACCGUGGAGACCGUCUCGGCUACCGUGGAAACGGUGACGGCCGCCACCGCCGCCUUGGAAACCGUGUCUGCCGCCAUGGAGACCGCGUCGGCUGCUGCUGCGGCUGCCGUGGAAACGGUGGGGUCGCAGGCGGAAGACUCGGGGGAGUCGGAGGUCAAAGGUGACGAAGGCGGAGAGGGGGCUGGGCCAGACUGAGGAGCUGUUAUGACUGUUGCCAUGGUGAUUACGUGCACCGCGAGCUGGAGGUGUUAAGGGUCAUUAAAGGUCACUUAACGUGCUCAACUCUCACCUUCUCUCCCCUCCUUCGCUCUCAUCCCUCCAUCCUGUUUUCUUUUGUCCUCCCCCUCUCCACUUCUCUCUCUCUCUCUCCACUUCUCUCUCUCUCUCUCUCUACUUCUCUCUCUCUGGGGAAAAGCAUGAGGUCAUGUCUCUCAGCCAAGGCCUUUCUGUCUGCAUGGCUCUAAUGAUAUCCUGCAGUUUGUGUGUGUGUGUGUGCUUUCAUAUUUUCUCUUGUUUAUUAAAAAAAAGUCCCUUCUAACUUCUAAGACUGCACAUACAAAAUGAUCAGUUGCUUAUUUUGUAAAUGAAUAAUAUUUUGGAUAUAUAACCAUGAACAAAUAUUUAGUUGUUGAAUGGAGCAUAUUUUAAUAUGAACAGUAUUUUCUUGCAGAUUUGAUAUUUGGUAUGAGUCGACAGAUUUGUGCUUUUUGCUGUUUUUUAUAGCCGGCUUGUGGAGGCUGUGAAGGGAGUUGAUAAAGAACAGUUAUUAAACUAUAUUAAGAAAGAGUUGAUAAAGAACAGUUAUUAAACUAUAUUAAGUA